UAUGAUGAUGUGCAUAUUGGUUUCACUUGGGAAGAGUGGACUUUGCUGGAUCCUUCCCAGAAGAAUCUCUACAAAGAUGUGAUGUUGGAAACCUACAGGAACCUCACUAUUAUAGGAUACAGUUGGAAAGAUCAUAAUAUUGAAGAACUUUGUCAAAGUUCUAGAAGACAUGACAGGCAUGAAAGAAGCCAAACUGGAGAGAAACUUUCUGUAUAUACUCAAUAUGGUGAAGACUCUGCAUAUAAUAGUCAGCCACAAAAGUAUAAAAGAUCACAUCCUGGAGAGAAACCCUAUGAAUAUAAUCAGUGUGCUAAAGCCUAUGCUCAUCACAAUACACUUCAAAUUCAUAAAAGAACACAUAUUGGAGAAAAACCCUAUGGUUGUAAUCAGUGUUGUGAAGCCUUUGCUUAUCAUGAUGCUCUUCAAUUACAUAAAAGAACACAUACUGUAGAGAAACCCUAUGAAUGUAAUGAAUGUGGUAAAGUCUUUCGUUAUCACAGUGUUCUUCAAGUUCAUAAAAGAACACAUACUGGAGAGAAACCCUAUGAAUGUAAUGAAUGUGGUAAAGCCUUUGGUUAUUACAGUCAUCUUCAAGUACAUAAAAGAACACAUACUGGAGAGAAACCCUAUGAAUGCAAUGAAUGUGGUAAAGCCUUUCGUUAUCACAGUGUUCUACAGUUACAUAUAAGAACACAUACUGGAGAGAAAUCCUAUGAAUGCAGUGAAUGUGGUAAAGCCUUUGGUCAUCCCAACGCCUUUCAAGUACAUAAAAGAACACAUAUUGGAGAGAAACCAUAUGAAUGUAAUCAAUGUGGUAAAGCUUUUGAUUAUCACAGUAAUCUUCAAGUACAUAAAAGAACACACACUGGAGAGAAACCCUUUGAAUGUAAGCAAUGUGGUAAAGCCUUUGCACAACAUGGUGCUCUUCAAUUGCAUAAAAGAACACAUACUGGAGAGAAACCCUAUGAAUGUAAUCAAUGUGGUAAAGCCUUUGCACAACAGGGUGCUCUUCAAGUGCAUAAACGAACACAUACUGGAGAGAAACCCUAUGAAUGUAAUCAGUGUUGUAGAACCUUUGCAUAUUACAGUAGUCUUCAAUGGCAUAAAAGAACACACACUGGUGAGAAACCCUUUGAAUGUAAUGAGUGUGGUAAAGCCUUUUUUGCCUUUACACAACACAGUUAUCUUCAAGUACAUAAAAAAACACAUACUGCA
Peromyscus eremicus (cactus mouse) is the source of this 1215-nucleotide messenger RNA. Its product is annotated as zinc finger protein 120-like. Gene Ontology annotation, biological process: regulation of transcription by RNA polymerase II. The transcript has 4 exons. The record is from RefSeq and is a predicted model, not a curated record. Gene Ontology annotation, molecular function: RNA polymerase II cis-regulatory region sequence-specific DNA binding; DNA-binding transcription factor activity, RNA polymerase II-specific. NCBI's taxonomy places the organism in Eukaryota, Metazoa, Chordata, Mammalia, Rodentia, Cricetidae. The annotation marks the transcript as partial.